Coregonus clupeaformis (lake whitefish) is the source of this 1652-nucleotide messenger RNA. Its product is annotated as lipopolysaccharide-induced tumor necrosis factor-alpha factor homolog. The coding region runs from base 276 to 776 and encodes 166 amino acids. NCBI's taxonomy places the organism in Eukaryota, Metazoa, Chordata, Actinopteri, Salmoniformes, Salmonidae. The record is from RefSeq and is a predicted model, not a curated record. Gene Ontology annotation, molecular function: zinc ion binding. The transcript is spliced from 6 exons.
CUCUCUCAAUCUCUCUCUCCCUCUCAUCGUCCCCUCUCUCUUUCUUUCUCUCUUCCUGAAACUUUGAUGGAUCAGGUUAUUUUGUUCGCUAGUUCUAAUGGAACUCUUUCACUCUUUCCGCCUCCAGUGUUAUUUCAACACUUUCCUUUGAUUGCAACCGCUUGAACAGCAUCACAAAACACAGGAAGUCCUAAUGCUAACUUAAGGACCGGACAGUUCCAGGCCCUCAGCCCAGUCGUUCACCCCAGGAAUCCUUGAGGUAGAGAUCAGUGGAGAUGGAGAAAGGUUAUCCCGGGGAUGGUCCUUCCGCCCCUUACCCAGGACCUCCCAUGAACUAUGGGGGGAUAGCCACGGGCCAGGGCCCCCAGCCAGGCUUGUACACUCAGCCUCCAGGAGGAUACCCUGCCUCCCCUGGUCCUCCACAACCAGGGUUCCAGCUUGGUCCCUACCAGGGAGGUCCCCAAGCAGGUGUGUACCCACCUCCACCACAGUACACCUCUGGACCAAGUGAUCCUGUGCCAGUCGUGACCCAUGUAAUAAUGACUCCUAGCCUGAAGGAGGUUGGAGGUUUGACCAUGUGUCCCCACUGCCAGCAGACCGUGGUCACCAAGACAGAAACCAACCCUGGCCUGCUCACCUGGCUCAUCUGUGGUGGCCUCUUCAUCGUCGGGUGCUGGCUAUGCUGCGUCAUCCCGUUCUGUGUAGAAUCAUGUAAAGACGUGGAGCACAGCUGUCCCACCUGCAACAAAAUCAUCUACGUCUACAAACGCAUUUGAUAUUAACUUGACCUGACGUCACUGUACUACCUUUAUCUGAAGGACUUGGACAUGGCACUUGAAUCAAAUCAACAUUUCUGUAAAUGUAUGAGGGUCGUAUUCAUUAGGGUAUGUGAUGUUCUAAAAUGUUUUACAACGAAGAAACAAAGAAACAAAAACAAAUAUUUCUCAUUGUCCAGGUAGUCCCUCCCUUUUUCAGUCCAUUUUCUUCCAUUUGGUGCCUAAUGAAUACGACCCAGGUGUAGCCAAAAGGGUUAUAUCUAUCCUGUAUAGUCCCUGAGCAGGUGGUGAGCUUCCCUCAGCUCCACAAGAUACUGUAUAAUAUAUGCCAUUUAGCAGAUGCUUUUAUCCAGUUUUGCAUGGGUUACCCUAGUAGGAAUUCAAACCCACAAGCGCCAUGCUCUAUCAACUGAGCCACACAGGUCCCUGGCCAGACUUGACAUUUGUAGUGACUUCCAAAGAGAAUCCUGAUACCAAAGAAGGAUAAUAGCUGCACUAUAGCUGUUUCACUGUAGUUCUGUACUCGUCUGAAGUCCAUGAAAGUGAAGGAACUUCUAAACCACUCUACUUCUUAUUGUAAUAUUGUUAUAUUGAGAUGUAUCUAUCACCAUCAUACUUCUUAUUGUAAUAUUGUUAUAUUGAGAUGUAUCUAUCACCAUCAUACUUCUUAUUGUAGUAUUGUUAUAUUGUGAUGUUUUUCUUAUUACACUCUUGUAGAUGUUCCCUCACUGAUCCCGUUCUCUUUCUCCUCUGAACGUUCUACUACUCAUUUGUCAUAAAGGAAUGUUGUCAAUAAUUACAAUGGAUCUUAUGGUUGUCUUUUCACUUCCUGCCUAGUUGCUCCGUAAAGCUCUGAUUAAAGUUGUCUGAAUUGAA